AAACUGGGCGCAGGGUGGGUGGGUCUGCUGGGGCCUAGAGAGCGUCGGGGCUGAUCUAAGAAGAGUUGGACCAGCCUCUCCCCGGCACGAAGUUACUUCUGGAGCCGCCUCCCUCGUCCAGGAAAGGAGCCCGGGACCCUUUAUCUGAAAUCUUUGGGGACAGCUAUAUUUUGGAAUCCAGAAUUUUUCCGAUUUGAGGAUCUGUGGGAUUUUGGACUGUGAUGUUUGAUCAAACCCAUCUAGGACUGUCUAGGAUAAGACACCAGAUAGCUUCGUGUCAGGUCAAACCAGGAAGGAAGAAACUUUCGUUUUUGGAGCUUUUUUUGAUUUUGGAGUGGUGGAUGAGCCUGUGUGGACUUGCUUUCACCUUAGAGGGCCUUGGUGAAGAUGGAAAGAGAUAAUGUAGGUGAAGGUGCGGCGGCUGCGAGGUGCUCAGUCAGUGGGACUCAGUGCAUGACUUCUGUGCGCAGAAGUUACGACAGGCGGGCAGACUCAAGAGCUGAUCCUAUCUCUGGGAUAGAGCCCAUAGGAAAAGGUGCCCACCCAGCCAGGCACAGCCGCCUCGUGGGAAGCCGGGAUUCGACCUGCGGCCUGGCCGUGGUGCCACGUUGCGUGUUUAUGUCUUGGCACCACACGAGUGGGCGUUGUGGAAGGCAGGACUGGCCAUUCUCUCCCCCUGGUGACGACCUUAGGGGCAGUAACAGGCCUUGUGUUUAUGCCAAAGACGGCGUAGGUGUCUCGAUGCUAGGCCAGACCUCACCAGCCAGUUCCUUCAUCGAGAGUUAGUUCUUCUUGAGACGUUAGGGAGACUGAGUCCCCAUGCGGAUGGGGACUGGCCUCCAGGGUCGGAGGCAGAAGCCGCGUCUCCCAGUGGCCCUGCAGCGACGUGGUGGUCGAAUGAGUUGUGCUCCUGGCAUCUGGGCAACACACAUGGCCUGACAGGCCUCCUCGCUGGGGAGGCAGAGUCCUCGCGUGGCCUCCUGCCUCGAGCACAGCCUGUGCCCCGGGGAGCCGGGCUUGCAGACAACAGCAGUGGUGUCCGUGGGCUCUGGAGACCAUCAGUUCAACCUCGCAGAGAUCCUGUCACAGAACUACAGUGUUCGGGGGGAGUGCGAGGAGGCCUCGAGGUGCCCAGACAAGCCCAAGGAGGAGCUGGAGAAGGACUUCAUCUCCCAGAGCAACGACAUGCCCUUCGAUGAGCUGCUUGCGCUCUAUGGCUACGAGGCAUCAGACCCCAUUUCAGACCGGGAGAGUGAGGGUGGUGACGUGGACCCGAACCUCCCAGACAUGACCCUGGACAAGGAACAAAUAGCGAAGGAUUUGCUUUCAGGGGAAGAAGAGGAAGAGACGCAGUCAUCUGCUGACGACCUCACCCCGUCCGUGACCUCCCACGAGGCCUCCGACCUCUUCCCUAACCGGAGUGGAUCUCGUUUCCUGGCUGAUGAAGACAGAGAGCCUGGCUCUUCUGCCUCCUCUGACACCGAGGAGGACUCUCUUCCUGCCAACAAAUGUAAGAAGGACAUCAUGGUGGGACCUCAGUUCCAAGCUGACCUCAGCAACCUGCACUUGAACCGGCACUGUGAGAAGAUCUACGAGAACGAAGACCAGCUGCUCUGGGACCCCGGCGUCCUCCCUGAGAGGGAGGUGGAGGAGUUCCUGUACAGGGCGGUGAAGCGGCGUUGGCACGAGAUGGCCGGGCCUCAGCUCCCAGAGGGAGAAGCCGUGAAAGACAGUGAGCAGGCGCUGUACGAGUUGGUGAAAUGCAACUUCAAUGUGGAGGAGGCCCUGCGAAGGCUGCGGUUCAACGUGAAGGUGAUCCGAGAUGGGCUCUGUGCGUGGAGUGAAGAGGAGUGCAGGAACUUUGAGCACGGCUUCCGUGUGCAUGGGAAGAACUUUCACCUGAUCCAGGCCAACAAGGUGCGCACACGGUCAGUGGGCGAGUGUGUCGAGUACUACUACCUGUGGAAGAAGUCGGAACGCUACGACUACUUCGCCCAGCAGACGCGGCUGGGCCGGAGGAAGUACGUCCCAUCCGGAACCACGGACACAGACCAGGACCUGGAUGGCAGCGACCCCGAUGGCCCCGGCCGUCCGCGCCCGGAGCAGGACACCCUGACUGGGAUGCGCACAGACUCACUGAGCGUGGAUGGCACGGCCGGUGGUCUCGAUGAGCCUGGAGUGGCCUCUGAUGGACUCCCAUCCUCGGAGCCAGGGCCGUGUUCCUUCCAGCAGCUGGAUGAGCCCCCCGCUGUACCCCUGUCCCGUCGGCCCCCAGCCCUGGCCGACCCAGCCUCAUACCCGCCGGCCGUCACUGCUCCGGAGCCAGACGCCAGCCCAAGGCUGGCCGUGGACUUCGCCCUGCCCAAGGAGCUGCCCCUCAUCUCCGGCCAUGUGGACCUGAGCGGGGAUCCGGAGGAGAAUGUGGCCCCUGCACAGGUGGCUUUGUCGGUCACCGAGUUUGGACUCAUCGGCAUUGGGGAUGUGAACCCCUUCCUGGCCGCCCACCCCACGUGCCCGGCCCCCGGGCUACACUCGGAGCCCCUGUCACACUGUAACGUGAUGACCUGCUGACUCCUGGCCGCGGGCGGCGUAUGCGGCCCAGACUGGACUUAGUGCUGCCGCUGGGCCCGCCUCUCAGUCUUCCUGACCCCUUCCCCACCCCCUGGGCCUUGGGGUAGCACCUCCUUCUGCUUCAGAACACGUCAGGACUGGGGUGAGGUGGCUGGGCCGUGAGCCCUUGCCCCUGUCCACACAGACUGGACCCAUGGCCACAUCCCACGCCGUCACCGCCCGGCACUGCCACCCGGGUCCAGGCUGCUGCCUGCACGUGGGAUCCAUCGGGCAGCCGGGCACAGUAAAGACCCGGCCCUUGGGACGCAGGGCAGAGCCGGCCACCUGGUCCCUUCCAGCCAGCAGAGGCGAGGGAAGGCGUCACUGUCCCGGCGGGGAGACGGGCAGCACGCCCCGCCCCGCACCAGCAGCCUCCGCCGGGGCGCCCUCACUCCCUGCUUGGCUCCGUCUCUCCGCACCCGGCAGGGUUAGGGCGCCCGAGCCCUGGGGUCGUCGUGGGCAGCUGCUACUCAGUGCCAACCCCGUGGGGCACAGAGCCAUAUACCUCGCUGUCCGGCCCCCACCCAGCCUCGCCGUCCCACCCCACUGUCUCCACUUCAGGAAAAGCCGCACUUUACACCCCCACCUGCCUCUUCCCCCUCCAUCCCUGCUCCCCGAUCCUGAGUGGUUGGGGUGGGGUCCCUCAGCAACCCCAGGUGUGGGUUUGAGGAGACAGGUGAUUUACACCCCCCUUUGCUGUCCUACCCCGGUACCAAGGCAGGGAGCCUCCGGAGGAGCCGGCCCUGCUGGCCACGUGGGGGCCAGACUCCAGCCUGUUUCCCCAGCCCUGCAGGUCUUCCUUCUGUGGGAAGCUUCCCAGGGAGAGGGCUCGGAGUCCUGGUCCCCCUCCUCCCCGGCCCCCUCGUUCGUUUCUGUUUCUGUUUACACGUUGGAGUGGGGUCCUCCGUGGGCGGCGGCGCGCCCUGCCCCGGGUGCCGUCCAGCCUCUUGUGUUCGAGCGCCUUUCCGAGUGGGACUCGACCAUCCCUCACCCCACCAAGGACCACACUGUGAAGUGAUAACUGCCUUGAACCCCCCUUUGCUGUUUUAUUUAUUAAACGAUUUGAAGCCUG
Molecule: messenger RNA, 3682 nt
Organism: Symphalangus syndactylus (siamang)
Lineage: Eukaryota; Metazoa; Chordata; Mammalia; Primates; Hylobatidae
Gene: MIER2
Product: MIER family member 2
Biological process (GO): negative regulation of transcription by RNA polymerase II
Cellular component (GO): nucleoplasm
Molecular function (GO): transcription corepressor activity; histone deacetylase binding
Source: RefSeq, a predicted model, not a curated record